CCCCAACCCCCGACCGUGUCUCUAACAUUUUACGUGGGGUGUCUCCACAGUUUGUGGGAAGCCAAAGAUGGUUGGGAAGGUGUUUGGUGGCCAGGACACAUUGGCUGGCCAGUGGCCAUGGCAGGCCAGUCUGCUGUACCGGGGCUUGCAUCUCUGUGGAGCUGUCCUCAUCGACUCCCACUGGCUGCUUUCCACAGCCCACUGCUUUCGGAACAAAUCCCAGGCCCCAGAGGACUAUCAGGUCCUGUUGGGGAAUGCUCAGCUGUACCAGAAGACAAAGCACACCCAGAAGAUGUCUGUGAGCCAUAUCAUCAAUCACCCAGACUUUGAGAAAUUUCAUUCCUUUGGGAGUGACAUUGCAAUGCUGCAGCUGCGUCUGCCCGUAAACUUCACAUCUUACGUUGUACCUGCCUGCCUCCCAUCCAAAGACACACAGCUCCCCAACCACACGUCCUGUUGGAUAACUGGUUGGGGAAUGCUUUCUGAAGACACAAAACUGUUACCACCAUUCUCACUCCAGGAGGGUGAGGUGGGCAUCAUUGAGAAUGAGUUCUGUAACGCCCUGUAUGGGCAAAGACCAGGCCAAAGCAGGAACUAUGUGCAUGAGGAAAUGUUGUGUGCGGGGGGCCUCUCUACUGGAAAGUCCAUCUGUCAUGGUGAUUCUGGGGGCCCCCUCAUCUGCUACCACAUCAGUGCAUGGGUCCUGGUAGGACUGGCCAGCUGGGGCCUGGACUGCCGGCAUCCCAUUUACCCCAGCGUCUUCACCAGGGUCACCUACUUCACUGACUGGAUCAGCCAAGUUAAGAGACUCACUCCACUUCCAGAACCUGUAUCUGUACCUCCUCACACAGAACCUCAGCCCAGGCCUCUGAGGGCUGCUGGCUCCCCAAAGCCCUUCAGCAUCCUCACAGCUGCACAAAUCUGGUUCCUGCUGUUAUUUGUCCCCAGAUCCCCACAGUAGGCCCCAGGGUGAGCACCGGGUCGUUAGGCAUUCUUUGCCUAGGCUUCUUCGAGCUACAGCCUCCACUCUUUAGUUUACCAUCUUCCCCCUUUUCCUCAGCAUCUCUGGUCAUUCACUGCCACUACCCGAACAAGCCUAGAAAAGCCUUACAAUAAAACCUUAGACUCCUUCAGCUCUGAGUCCACUGCCUUUGUAGCCUUAUCCCCCAGGGACCAGACUUACCCUCAGUCAGCCACCAGAGCUCAAAAGGGAGAAGAUGAAGUGCUCAAGGAACUCUUCUUGAGAAAAAGGCAUGGAAAUGGGGGCAUGCACCGCAGGGAUGCUGAGGAGUCAGGAUGCACCCUGGGAAAAGAGGGAAGCUUAUCUGGCCUUGCAGACUGUCCCUGCCUUGGAGAAUGCCAAGUCCUUCGUGGAAAGUAGAACUUUAUACUGGCCUUCAAGUACAAGAGAGCAAGGACCUCUUCCUGGAGUUAGAGCCAGCAGUAUUUCGAGAAAUU
Molecule: messenger RNA, 1458 nt
Organism: Acomys russatus (golden spiny mouse)
Lineage: Eukaryota; Metazoa; Chordata; Mammalia; Rodentia; Muridae
Product: putative serine protease 47
Exons: 4
Coding region: 68-961 (297 amino acids)
Biological process (GO): proteolysis
Molecular function (GO): serine-type endopeptidase activity
Source: RefSeq, a predicted model, not a curated record